Python bivittatus (Burmese python) is the source of this 327-nucleotide messenger RNA. The record is from RefSeq and is a predicted model, not a curated record. Lineage: Eukaryota; Metazoa; Chordata; Lepidosauria; Squamata; Pythonidae.
AUGGGUCCUGUGCUGGUCAACAUUGGGCUCAACUUCGACUCGGAACGCAGCACUUUCAUUGCACCCCGAAAGGGCAUCUACAGCUUUAAUUUCCACGUGGUGAAGGUGUACAACAGGCAGACCAUCCAGGUGAGCUUAAUGCUCAACGGGUGGCCGGUGAUUUCUGCGUUUGCUGGGGAUCAAGACGUCACAAGAGAAGCCGCCAGCAACGGGGUUCUGAUCCAGAUGGAGAAAGGAGACCGCGCCUAUUUAAAACUGGAGAGAGGAAACUUGAUGGGGGGCUGGAAAUACUCCACUUUCUCAGGAUUUCUAGUUUUUCCUCUUUAA